Molecule: messenger RNA, 1377 nt
Organism: Cephus cinctus (wheat stem sawfly)
Lineage: Eukaryota; Metazoa; Arthropoda; Insecta; Hymenoptera; Cephidae
Product: UPF0687 protein C20orf27 homolog
Exons: 5
Coding region: 243-791 (182 amino acids)
Source: RefSeq, a predicted model, not a curated record
AUACUGUACGCUGCUGACUCAAACGGAAAAUUUACGAAACUGCUCGACUUUUUCGUACUUUUAUGUUGAAACCAUCAAAAGAUUCGGUAGUCCGGUGUUAUAUAGUACAAUUGUGGUAUUUGCCCUCGUUUAAGGAUAGAUAAGGCCACAAGAAAUAAAAAGGAAAUGUAUUCGACUGCCAUGGAAUAUUGGUGGAAUUUCACGUAACAUGAGCGUAUAUGAUCUAUUGAUAUUUGAAAACUAUGGGAGAUAAAGAACAUCAUGUACACUUUAGUGGUGGGAGUGGUUUUGGUAAAGAUAAUAAUAUCAUGAUACAGCCGCAAAGGCAUGGACAUAUUGAUGUUCAUCUCGGAUUUCUUCAACUUCAUCAUAGGUACCUUGUAGAAUUUUCUAUACCCUGGAAUUUAUGUAUUCAUGGUGAAGGUAAUAUCAUAGCACCUGCAAUGAUUGUUGAGAGUCCUAAUCUAAAUUGCCGCAUAAUUGAUUUUGCUCAGGAUAAGGAUGGUCUUAGAUUGAAGAUUGAACUGCUGGCGUACAAGGAGAAGAUCCUAAAGGAGGAGGUCCAAGUAAUGUGUUGUAAAUCUGGUUUGCCGCUUAAAAUACUUUUAAACGCGCGUGUCUUGGGAAAAGAUAAAGGAACCCCAUUACUGCGAAAUGGUAUUCGCAGUAUUGCUGUGGAGAAUGAUCAUGACGAAGAUGAUGAUGAUGAUGAUGACGACGAGGAUGAUGAUGAGGUAAUUAGGACCAGACUGAGGAUGUCUCUUAGCAUGGAAAACCGCCAGAAGCCCUGAAGAGAAUAUCAUUUUUGAAGAAGAUGCAAAUUUAUGAUAGUCAUCCUGAAAAAAACGUUGAAAAUAGUACUCCAAAUCUAAGAAAAUGGUUAAUAAUCUGGUUGGAGUACAAGCCUGCAUGAAAUUGCAAUUAUUUGCAAGAAACGAUAUUUUUAAUAAGACGUGCAUAAUUCGUUAACAAACAAAAAUUUGGAAAACUAUUUGUGAUUCUCCAAUCUUAUCUUGUAGCUAUGACUGAGAAUGAAAAUAUUCAACAAUUCUGGUCACUAGCCUUAUAGUUCCUAGCAUCCUUAAAUUUAAAAAAUAGCACGUAUUAAGCUAUAUUCUAUCAAGUGUUCUAUGUCUCAUGACAUUUAAUUAUUUGUGUUGCCUAUCACGCGAGGCCUCUGUAAUGUAUGGUGAAAUGAUUGCACCUGUAUUCAUAGUGACCAAAAUGUAUUUUAUUAUCGUUUUACAUCGAUCGCAUUCGAAAUUCGAAUUGCAAUUUGCCAUUGUUUAUCACGGAUGGGAGGUAGCUAGAAUAUUAUCAAUGAUGUAAACCAUAGAGUUUCUUGAUUCUAGCUAAUAAAGUCAUAUUACAAAAAAA